This is a messenger RNA of Hirsutella rhossiliensis, 1515 nucleotides long. RefSeq lists its product as uncharacterized. The transcript has 3 exons. The coding region runs from base 1 to 1515 and encodes 504 amino acids. NCBI's taxonomy places the organism in Eukaryota, Fungi, Ascomycota, Sordariomycetes, Hypocreales, Ophiocordycipitaceae. The record is from RefSeq and is a predicted model, not a curated record.
AUGGUGCCCAAGACGAGAGCCAAACAUGAGCAGGAGGUGGACCACCUUGCUGAGCCGCCCCCGGCUGCGAAUGCUCGAGAUACCCGUCUCAAUAGCGUCAAAUCGCAAUACAGGAGAAGUAUCAACCAGCCGACGCUGUCAUCUUCGUCCCAAGACACGGACGAGACUCUUGAGUGCUCCGCAUACUCCGCAAGUUCCUCGAGUAUAGGAGCAACCCCAGAGGCUCUCUCAAAGCAUCCCGGAGAAGUUGCCGCUGGGAAGCACGGCAGAGGACCCGAUGAAACUGCGCGUGAGCAAGUAGGAAAGGCCAAGAAACCGAAAAUCGAUCCUGCUUCCAAAGACCCAGACCAUUACCAACACCACAUUUCUGCUCUGGAGGGCAUUUUGGUUCGAAAGGACCGGGAGGUGAAAGAAGCCAAUGAUGGGGCGAAACGUUUUCAGCUUGAAGCGGAAUCUGCCAAGAAAGAGCUAGCGAAGCAGCAAGCAGAGUCCAAGAAGCUGGGUACUCAGCUGAAGAGAGCUCAAACGAUGGCGACGAAGCAGACAAACACGCCGAAGAAAGCCCAAAAGCUUGAGGAGCAACUGAUCGCAUUGCAAGAUCGGAAUUCGCGCCUGCAAUCAGAAAACCGGGAAUUGGAGAACAAAGUGCAGAAAGAGAGCGAAAAUGCCGAACACUGGCAGUCGCAACUCCAGGAGGUUCUCAACGAAAGAAAACCUGACUAUGGAGACCCCGACAAGGUGACCGAUGAUUGGAUUAUCUCUAGAUGGGGCUCUAUAAGCUUCACCAUCGAGAAGAUUGCUACUGCCUGCACGAGCAACCCCUUCAAAGAGCCUGAGGUAGUUAUGACCAGGCGCCCGAUCGACCUGCUCAUCCAAGAAUGCAAGCAGUCACCGCGCCUGGCCAGCUUCUUGAUCCAACGCUUCAUCUGGUGGAUACUCUGCUACGAAGUUUUCCAGGCAAGGAACGGACUCUGGGGCGGAAGGAUUGGCGAGAUUUUCGUUCGCAUGAUUGGCCAAAUGCGAGACCUCGAGAAGGGCAACGAAACAAACCUCGAUCUCGUCAGCAAGAUGAAGUAUAAGACUGCCAAGGACAUCGACCUCGGCAUAGGCUUGAACCCCGAGGCCCUGACGAAGUUGAGCGCCACGUUCUUCGAUCAUUUUUCGAAUUUCGCCCCAACUCCGUUUCAUGAGGAAUUGCGGGACAGGAUCCUCCCGACUUUGUUUCGCGAGGCCUGCGAGCUCAUGGUCAUCAUCACGAGGUCCAGGGCAAUCUUCACCAUUGACGCGACUUGCUUGUAUCGGCAUGAGGGCCCCCGCCCUUUUGAUCCCGAAGUCAUGCAAGUCCAUUUUUGCGAUGACUCGUUGAGUGGAUCGUCCGAGGAUCUAGAGGUUGACCUCUUGAUGUCUCCAUCGCUGGAAAAGAUUGGCACGGCAGAUGGGGGCCGCUUUGAGUCCCGCCUUAUUCUUUGUAAGGCAAACGCGGCAACGCACCGAAAACCAGAGGCGCCUCGAUGA